Messenger RNA from Dictyostelium discoideum AX4, 855 nucleotides. RefSeq names its product adhesion modulation protein A (gene ampA). The transcript has a single exon. The coding region runs from base 1 to 855 and encodes 284 amino acids. NCBI's taxonomy places the organism in Eukaryota, Evosea, Eumycetozoa, Dictyosteliales, Dictyosteliaceae. The record is from RefSeq and is a predicted model, not a curated record.
AUGUUAAAUAAACUAAUACUAUUAUUAAUUCUAUCAAGUUGUUUGGUACUAUCAGUUAAAAGUGAAGUUAAUGUUGAUUGCUCCCUCGUUAGAUGUGCCCAACCAAUAUGUAAACCUCAUUAUAGAUUAAACAUGACCGAUUCUUGUUGUGGUCGUUGUGAACCUUGUACCGAUGUUGCAUGUACUCUUCAAGUCAAAUAUUGUCAAGAUGGUGAAGUUCCAACCGGUUGUUGUCCAUGUACUCUCCCACCAACCAAACCAGAUUGCUCCCUUGUUAAAUGUGCUAGACCAGUAUGUAAACCAUAUUAUAGAUUAAACAUGACCGAUUCUUGUUGUGGUCGUUGUGAACCAUGUACAGGUGUCGCAUGUACUCUUCAAAUCAAAUAUUGUAAAGAUGGUGAAGUUCCAACUGGUUGUUGUCCAUGUACACCUCAACCAACUAAAAAACCAGAUUGUUCAAAAGUUCCAUGUCCAAAGAUUUUAAAAUAUUGCCAAGAAGGUGAACUUCCAACUGGUUGUUGUCCAUGUACACCUCAACCAACUAAAAAACCAGAUUGUUCAAGAGUUCCAUGUCCAAAGAUUUUGAAAUACUGUAAAGAAGGUGAACUUCCAACUGGUUGUUGUCCAUGUACACCUCAACCAACUAAAAAACCAGAUUGUUCUGAUGUAAUGUGUACAAUGGACAUUAGAUAUUGUAAAAAUGGUGAACUUCCAACUGGUUGUUGUCCUUGCACACCUCAAGAAACCAAAGUUCCAGAUUGUUCUAAAGCUAUGUGCACAAUGGAUAUUAAAUAUUGUAAACCAGGUGAAAAACCCUUUGGUUGUUGCCCAUGUCGUGAAAAUUUAACUCAAUAA